Messenger RNA from Truncatella angustata, 1378 nucleotides. RefSeq lists its product as uncharacterized. Lineage: Eukaryota; Fungi; Ascomycota; Sordariomycetes; Amphisphaeriales; Sporocadaceae. The coding region runs from base 218 to 1066 and encodes 282 amino acids. The record is from RefSeq and is a predicted model, not a curated record. The transcript is spliced from 2 exons.
AUUUACAAUAUCCCCACCUAUAGCGGUGCAGUUAUCUCCACAUCGACUACCCCAAUCUCACACGAGGGGGGUGCCAGAGAGGCACUUGUUGGGCCAUUUCCAUGUCGGUGUUUGGGAGGAUAGAAGCCCGAGGACCGCGCUGUGCUAUAGUCUCUUGUAAGCAACCUGUUAUUAGCCAUGCAAAGACAGACACUGCAACAACCAGCGUGCCCUGUACAUGAUCCGAAGAGCUUCCCACCUUCAUACACUCACAUUUCCCUUCAAAUCGCACACUGCGGCCCAAGUCAUGGCAUCUUCAAGUGAUAUAGCGCUACCACUCACGGGCAAGGUAUACGUUAUUACGGGUGGCGCAAGCGGGAUUGGUCUAGCUACGGCCAAACUCUUGUCGAAACGCGGAGCUACAGUGGGUGUUGCUGACGUAGAUCCGGAAGCCCUAAAAACAGCAGAGGGAUAUUUUUCCUCACUCAACGUACCAUUCACGGUUUCUAGAGUGGAUGUAUCGAAGAGAUUGGAGGUGGAUUCCUGGAUAGACUCAACGGUGGAAAGAUUCGGGCGGCUAGACGGUGCAGCUAAUGUCGCAGGCAUUAUCGGAAAGGAUCACGGCAUUGCAUCUGUUGCCGAACUCGAUGAUGACGAGUGGGAUAAGAUCAUUGCAGUGAAUCUGACCGGCAUGAUGUACUGUCUGCGCGCCGAGUUGCGGAAGGUUGCGGAUCGAGGUUCCAUUGUGAACGUUUCAUCGAUCCAUGGACUGAAGGGAUUCCCGAGACAUGCCGCCUACGACGCAAGCAAACAUGCUGUCGUAGGUCUUACCAGAGCUGCAGCACUUGAAAACGGAGAGCGAGAGGUUAGGGUCAAUAGCGUCGCCCCGGGAGCCAUCUUCACGCCAUUGAUGCAGAAGAACUGGGAUGCAAGAGGACGACCGGCCGAUGCGCCAUUCGAGGACCCGAGUGCAUUCCAAAGACAAGGAACCGCGGAGGAGACGGCUAACGUGAUUGCCUUCCUUCUUGGCCCGGAGAGCACAUUUGUGAGUGGAAGUGUAUACUCGGUGGACGGCGGAUGGCUAUGAUGCCUGGUCUACGAAGCAUCUAAAGGGUUACCUAUACAGCAAUAUCCGCCUUGAAAAAAAAGGGAGGGGAAAAAAAAAUUUGGCAAAGAAAGAAAAAGGUCAUAGAGCGAUAUAAGACGUUAUUAUCCCCCCUAGUCUCAUGUUAGAUUUGGGACAGAAACAUUAGAUUUGUAGUGGGACAAAGCUUGAGAAUGUCUUGAGGUUACUUGCGACUGGCAGUGUCAUCAAAGCACCAGUCUAGUGCUAAGUCGACAACGAGCCCUACUUGGUCACUGAUCAUAUUGCAGUUCGGAGUUGUAGUCAUGUAUACAG